UGUUGCGCGGCUAGACAUGAUCUCCGCUAGAGAUUUACACCCUGUGGCAGUAGUGUUCAGUACGUGAUUAGACAUGGUGUUUGCUUUAUUGUUGGAACUUAUACUCUUAAUUCAAUACGUGGUAGCGAAUGAGGAGGCUAGCCUCAAUGAGACACUUAUUGAAUGUAAGGACCGCACCUACCUUGACAACUGUCUCAAGAAACUUCCGCCGAUCCUUGAGAAGUCAGAAAUGAAAGGAAUCCCAAGUUCCAAAAAAGAUGUUGAUGCAUCCUGCAGUGCAUUCAAAAUAGGAAUGGGUUGCAUGGAUGACUUCGCCAAGAAAUGUCUUUCCCACCAGGACAGACAGACGCUGGAGGCUCAUGUCGCCGGCGCCAGACACACGUUCAAGUUCCUCUGCGACGAUCCUGUUUUUCAAGCAGAGUACCUACAGUACACAUCCUGUUACAAGGCGAUCAGCAAGGACUGGGACAACUGUGCUAACCGGUUUGUUAGUCUGGUCAGAGAGGAGGUCAGCCGCAAAAACUACACUAUGGAGUCCAGAUUACUAGAGCUGUGCUGUGCUAGACACGGUUUCCUCAAGUGCGUGUACGUCGCCAGCAGGCUCAAAUGCAAGAAAGAAGAGGCUCUUUUCAUCAAGAAGAUCGCGGACACCCUGUCCAACAUGAGGGUGUACUCAAAGCACUGCAGGAACGUGGAUGUAGCGUUCUGUACCGGAGAAGGAACAACUUUCACUAGUAAUUUCCUUACUCCUUGGCUGCUGCUGUUUUUAUUGUCUUUCAUUAAGUAGCUUUACUAAAGCUUGUAUACAUUCCUUUGUAAAUCACUGUACAAAUCUCUGUUUAGAUUGUAAGGAUAAAUAUUAAAAAUGUA
Molecule: messenger RNA, 870 nt
Organism: Homalodisca vitripennis (glassy-winged sharpshooter)
Lineage: Eukaryota; Metazoa; Arthropoda; Insecta; Hemiptera; Cicadellidae
Exons: 5
Coding region: 74-787 (237 amino acids)
Source: RefSeq, a predicted model, not a curated record